AUGCACUCUCAAUCAUACAACAGCGACACCCAUCCAAAGCGGUCUCUGUCUCAAGCCUCAACAACCACCAGUUCCUCUUGCAGCACUCAACGAUCCGACGAGAAAACCCGCAGCCGCGGCUUCUCCAACCCAUUGGCCUCCAAACUGUUCCGGCCGAAAAGCAACUCCCCUACUCUCAUCGAUAUUCCUAAAACACACAAACGCCAGUCCUCGGCGAGUGUCUCCCAUUCUCGAGACAUUCCUCUUAGCGCCCCAGGACCCUCAUACUUUGAUCCAUACCACCGCUCUCAUAGCCCCGACCAAAUGUCUUCUCACGCUUCUCCCCCCCAGUCUCCCAAGGAGUACACCACUAAGCGAGCAUCAACUCCAACCCGCAAGAACAGCGACGACUAUCGUCGCUACAGUGGUACUGUCAACCACUACGGUCGGCAUUCCAAUGACUGGCUCUUCGGCGGCUUCAGCGUGCGCGAGACUGUUCGCGAUGGCUUUGAGAAGCUCCGUCACCACGACAAGGAGAGCUGA
Messenger RNA from Penicillium brasilianum, 522 nucleotides. The record is from the annotation of a GenBank genome assembly. NCBI's taxonomy places the organism in Eukaryota, Fungi, Ascomycota, Eurotiomycetes, Eurotiales, Aspergillaceae.